Molecule: messenger RNA, 1476 nt
Organism: Aspergillus alliaceus
Lineage: Eukaryota; Fungi; Ascomycota; Eurotiomycetes; Eurotiales; Aspergillaceae
Product: COP9 signalosome complex subunit 1
Exons: 4
Coding region: 1-1476 (491 amino acids)
Cellular component (GO): COP9 signalosome
Source: RefSeq, a predicted model, not a curated record
AUGGAAUCUAUGCCACCAGAUGCCUUCGACUCUCAUCCGACAAGCCCAUAUGCGGGACAAAUACAUGGUGCAGGAAAUGCCGACUUAGAGAGCAUAAAUGGAGCUGUGGCUACUAUGACACCCUUGGUGAAGGUUGAUGACCCGCCUAAGUUUGAAUUGGAAUCGUACAUAGCAAAUUAUACUGGCCGAACCAGGUUCAACCGUCUGUUUCUUAUCGGCACUUGCUCCACAUAUCUCUCCGCCGAGGCACUGAAGACAGCAAUUGUCGAAGCCAAAUCAAGCAAAGAUGUCUCCAGAUACGAGAGUGCAGUGCGUGCGCUCGCUGAUGUUGCGCCACGUGAGGCCGAAGCUACACUAGACAAGGAGUGGGUAGACCGCACACGGAAGGUCGUUAAGGCGGAAACAGAUCGACUAGAGCACGAGCUGAGAGGGUAUAAAAACAACCUUAUUAAAGAGAGUAUAAGGAUGGGCAACGAAGAUCUCGGACAGCAUUACCAUCAAAUUGGUGAUUUGGUAUCGGCUUCGAAGGCCUACUCUCGCAUGAGGGAUUACUGUACGACCCCGAGUCACAUCGCCUCAAUGUUGUUUAAAAUCAUAAAUGUGGCCAUUGAGCGUGGAGACUGGUUAAGCGUCCAGUCUCAUGUGCAGCGGUUGCGAAAUCUGCAAUCGAAACAAGAAGAACAGGCUAAGAACCAGCCAAAGAUGUCGGCUGCAUUGGGUCUGUCCCAGCUGCACUCUGGGGCGUAUCUGGAUGCCGCAAACAGCUUCUUGAGCACCGACCCUAGCCUAGGAGAUUCGUAUAAUGAGAUCCUCACGUCCAACGAUGUGGCCGUGUAUGGUGGACUUUGUGCUCUUGCGUCGAUGGAUCGCAAUGAGCUCCAGCGGCGCGUGUUGGACAACAAUUCUUUCCGUAACUUCCUGGAGCUGGAACCCCACAUCCGCCGGGCCAUCUCUUUCUUUUGCAAUUCGAAAUUCCGACCAUGCCUAGAGAUCCUUGAAUCGUACCAAACCGACUAUCUUCUAGAUGUCCACUUGCAACGUCACGUCAGCACUCUCUAUACUCGCAUCCGAACCAAGUCCAUCCAGCAGUACCUCGUUCCGUUUAGUCGUGUAACACUUGAUUCUAUGGCCAAAAUAUUUGCUCCUCGAGCCGUUAGCGGCCAGACUCAGCCUAUCGAAUCGAAGUCCCCUUUUGUACAGGAAUUGAUCGGGCUGAUUCAAGAUGGAACUUUGGACUCUCGCAUUGACCUAGAGAAGAUGGUCCUGGUAUCUAAUCAGACCGAUCUACGGACAGAAGUGCAGGGUGCCACGUUAGAGAGCCUCUCAAGUUACGUCAAGGAGGCACACAUAAGAUUAUUGCGGACCAAUAUCAUCCAUGCAGGACUAGAAGUCCGUCUGCUUUCCGAUGAACCACGCAAGCAGGGACAUGCUGGACCAGGGACGAAGCAUUCACCGCUUCCGACGGGUACGUUUUAA